Messenger RNA from Scomber japonicus (chub mackerel), 867 nucleotides. RefSeq names its product potassium channel tetramerisation domain containing 12.1 (gene kctd12.1). NCBI's taxonomy places the organism in Eukaryota, Metazoa, Chordata, Actinopteri, Scombriformes, Scombridae. Gene Ontology annotation, cellular component: postsynaptic membrane; presynaptic membrane. The record is from RefSeq and is a predicted model, not a curated record. Bases 1 to 867 code for a protein of 288 amino acids. Gene Ontology annotation, molecular function: protein binding. The transcript has a single exon. Gene Ontology annotation, biological process: regulation of G protein-coupled receptor signaling pathway; protein homooligomerization.
AUGGCACUGGCCGACACAGAGCGCGCAGUGUCCAAUUGCGGCGACUCGAGCUCCCCAUUUUCAGAGAUAAUUGAGCUCAAUGUCGGCGGACAGGUCUACGUAACCAGACACAAAACUCUCAUCGCCGUCCCAGACUCACUACUGUGGAACAUGUUCAACAAGAAGACACCCAAGGAGCUGGCGAGAGACAGCAAGGGGCGCUUCUUCCUGGACAGGGACGGCUUCUUAUUCCGCUACAUCCUAGAUUAUCUCCGGGACCUGAACUUGGUCCUCCCGGACUACUUCCCUGAGAAAAGCCGACUGCAGAGGGAGGCUGACUUUUUCCAACUGCGGGACCUUGCCAAACGCCUCAGCCCCCGGAUGAGUAAGGACAACUCAAUCAGCGAAGAGAUCAGCCAGAGUGACACGGAGGAAGGUGCGCUGCAGUGCGGCUCCUCUGGCGCCAUGGAGACUUUACGCACAGUGUCAGUCAGCGGGGCCAUGCGCUCCCCCUCUCUUGACUCCAGGAAGUCGGGCUAUAUCACGAUAGGAUACCGCGGCUCGUACACCAUUGGCAGAGACAUCCAAACCGACGCCAAAUUCAGAAGAGUGGCGCGAAUCACAGUUUGUGGGAAGACGUCCCUGGCCAAAGAAGUGUUUGGGGACACACUAAACGAGAGCAGAGACCCGGACCGCCCACCUGAGAGAUACACAUCUCGGUACUAUCUGAAGUAUAAUUUUCUAGAGCAAGCAUUUGACAAGCUGACAGAGACGGGCUUCCACAUGGUGGCCUGCAGCUCCACAGGCACCUGUGCCUACACCAGCAAUGAUCCAAACGAAGACAAAAUCUGGACAAGCUAUACUGAAUAUGUCUUCUGCCGGGACUAA